This is a messenger RNA of Funneliformis geosporum, 2123 nucleotides long. Lineage: Eukaryota; Fungi; Glomeromycota; Glomeromycetes; Glomerales; Glomeraceae. The record is from the annotation of a GenBank genome assembly.
UGUUUGGCCGAAACAUCAUCGAAAAAAAACCUCGAAAUCCAGCCAAACCAGCCAAACCAACACCUCCAUUUGUUCCAUUUUCUUCAAAAAAAUCGGAUUAUCUUUACAGCAACAGCAAUAGUAAGCAAAAUAGAAAGUCACAUAGCAACGCUUAUUACGAUAAUCACAAAUUUCAUAAGGGUUCUUUCAAUAAGACAAGAUAUUCAUCAACCAAAUCACAUCAUCAAAAUCAUCAUAAAAUGCCUCCUGCAGCAUUCUCGACUUUUCACCCACAUACUUCGGCGUUCGCUGCUGCGACGAUGAACUCACCCAGCAAUAUUAACUCCCCGAAUAAAACUCCUCAAAAUAGAAGAGUGAUUGAUAGUGAGCAAAGAUAUAGAGUUGUGGAUGAUAUCUGUGGGGAAUCGAACUUAUACAAAAUACUUGGUGUUGAACAAACUUGCUCUUCGGAAGAACUUAGGAGAGCUUACAUUAGUGUAAGUAAUUUUCAGACUAUCGGUGUUUUUUAUGGAAAGAGAUCACGAAUCUGCCAUCCUGAUAAAUUCCCAGAAUAUCCUAAAGCAACUGAAGCCUUUCAAAAAUUGGCAUACGCAUAUGAAACACUAAAUAAACCAUCUUCGCGCCGCGCUUAUGAUAUAUCGGGAACGAGCGACCUUGGUAGCGUAAGCGGCAUGGGCGACGAGACAUUACAUGGCGUUUUAUAUCAAUUAUUCUUGGAAUUUAUGGAUGGUGACUUCGAAAUGAUCCGUGCUUUAGUCAGUGAGUAUAUGAAGACUAAUAGUAUUUUCACUACUGAAACGACGGGGAUGGAUAUGACACCAAUCAAUAAUGAAUCAUUCCUAAUAUCACGUGCUCAAAUCAUUGCUUUUAUAGAUGCUCUAAAUGAAGGCAAUCCUGGGCUUAACCUAGGUGAUGAUGCCAUUGAAACUUUGGAAACUGCCUUUCGAAGAAUGAGAGAGUUACUUUUAGCUGGAAAAAAGUAUGUUAAAGUUGUACAAUUUGAGCUCAUCCGUUUGUAUGAAUUACAACAACUAUUACGGUCACUUUCAUAUUUUGACGUGUUUGGUCGUUUGCGUGUAACCAUGCAAUUGGCAAGAUCAACACUGACCAUACCGAUCCUCGUUGAUAAUGCAAUGAAAGAAGAAUUUGAUACGUUAGGAAAUAAAGGCAUUAAUAAAGGACUUUUAGGUGAUGGUAUGGCUAAAGUGAUCACUAGUUUAGUGGCAGUUUUGGAAAGGGAUAUCAAGGAGCUGGAACAAAAAAUAUUAAAGUUUGAUAAAAAAGUUACAACCUCGAAGGCCGACAUUCAACAACCAUUUUCAGAAGAUUUUUACACAAAUGUAUAUAAAGCAAUUUCCGGCCCUUCCGAGCCUCUUCCUCGACGACUUCAAUCUAACUUCACAAAUAAUCUUAAAUUACCGAUGGAUUCUCUCCAAGUAGAUCAAAGAUCGCCUUUUCCUUCUAUUAGUGAUUUGAAAGCAUCCAAGCAGGAUCAAGCAAAUGCAAUAACUCAAAUGGACAAAGAAAAUUUGGAAUCCGUGGAACAAUUUAAUAAAUGGUUGUACGCUUGCGCGUUAUUGAAACAGCCUGAUGAAGUCUUGGAUGUAUUUUUGCUGAUGGAGAAAGCAGGUAUUACCCCUAAUAUCAUUACGUAUGAUAAUUUAAUAAACCUUUUUGCUUCUAUUGGAGAUUUACAAAAAACAAUCGAAUCAUUUGAAUUGAUCGAACCUGGCAAGCCAACGGUACAUAGUUACGCGAAUUUGAUUAAAGCGUACGUUAAAGAUAAUCGAGUCGAUGAUGCAUUUAAUGUGUAUUCAAAUAUGAAAAAAAGUGGGUUGAUGCCAACUCAGCCUAUAUUUACAACCCUUAUUAAAGGGUGUAUUGAUAACGGAGAAAUAAAGCGUGCAUGGACAACAUUUGAUCAUAUGCGUUUGGAAGUGUGUCAACCUGAUGAGGUUACAUACAGUUUAAUGAUUCGCGCGUGUGCAAAGGAAGAAAAUUCUGAAAGGGCUUUUGAUUUAUACCAAGAAAUGAAAGAAAAAGGAUUAUAUCCAACUGACGUGACAUUUAAUUCUUUGAUUCAUGCUUGCGCAAAGAGAAAAGAUAUCCUUUGGUAUAUUUGA